AUGCCACGACCUUCGGACGAACGCGAAAUGGAUGCCCACAUCAUGAGUAUCCAAAAGCCUCUAGGAGAACUCGAUGUUCUGCCGCUUUCUGAGAUGCCAGUGCCAGCCGGUCAUGAAAACAUGAUUUACACGUCCAUUCCGAACAUCCUCUUUCGGAAGCUGAUCAUGGACGAGGAGAGAAAGCUGAGGACGGACGACGAGAAGAAAGCUCUGAGGGAGGUGGUCAAUCUCUGGCACCAGGCGCAACAAGCCCAGGAUGAGGAGAGAACGGAAAUUAAGAAGCGUCUCAGCAGACAGAUCGUUCGCGAUCUCCCAGUCAUAGAAUCGCGCCUUCGAGAGGAACCCCUGGAAUCGUUUGUCCGGAACGAAUCCCUGCCACAGACAUCACCCGCUCAGGAGUCUGUGUCCGGUCGCCGAUCUGAUAAGUCCAGGGAGCAGACCAUACACUCUGGUAAUGGACGCGAAAAUCCCCCAGGUAUGGUCUCCGACAACGUCGUCUUUAAGGACUUGCAGGGCAUGCCGCAUCAACUAAGCAACGAAGAGCUCGAGCAUAUGGCUAGCAUGUAUGAAGCCAAGGCGCGCGAGUUGAGACAAGUUCAGAACAAAAGAGCACACCAUGAGGACAAAGGCAAAGGAAAAGCACACGAGAAUCUCACCAUGAUUGCACGGUCUCCCUCGGCUGCAGCUCAUCGAUCCUCCCCAUCACCGCAUCCAAAGCGCCGUCGUCGUCUUGUGAGGGGUCUCCGCAAAUAG
Molecule: messenger RNA, 753 nt
Organism: Aplosporella prunicola CBS 121167
Lineage: Eukaryota; Fungi; Ascomycota; Dothideomycetes; Botryosphaeriales; Aplosporellaceae
Exons: 2
Coding region: 1-753 (250 amino acids)
Source: RefSeq, a predicted model, not a curated record